Molecule: messenger RNA, 3006 nt
Organism: Lactuca virosa
Lineage: Eukaryota; Viridiplantae; Streptophyta; Magnoliopsida; Asterales; Asteraceae
Source: the annotation of a GenBank genome assembly
AUGCCAAGAACUAGUUCCAAUAUGAAGUUUCCUGUUGCUUUCCUCUUUUCUAGUCUUGUGACAUUUGUGAUUACCCGAACCAUCUCUGCUUCCAAUGAGACGGAUUACGAGGCGUUGUUGGGGUUCAAGUCGAUGAUCAGCAAUGAAGAAGCUCUAAGCUCAUGGAACGCUUCCUUUCAUUUCUGUAAUUGGAGUGGUGUUUCAUGUGGGAAACGCCACAGAAGAGUGACUGCUUUAGUACUGGAGUCGCAAGGCCUACAAGGCUGGUUGUCUCCUCAUGUAGGCAACCUCAGCUUCCUUGGUGUGUUUUCUCUCAAGAACAACAGCAUUAUAGGAAGGAUUCCUCAUGAACUUGGUCGUCUAUCCAGGCUACGUCGCCUCAAUCUUGGCUCUAACGGGUUCAACGGAGUCAUCCCAACUAACUUGUCUAGUUGUUCUAACAUUGAAUUGCUUGCACUUUAUGAUAACAAGCUAGUUGGAAGCAUACCCAAAGACUUCAGUUUCCUCUCCAAACUUACUUAUCUUCAUAUUGAUACUAAUAACUUAACAGGUGGAAUCCCGGCUGCCUUGGGGAAUAUAACAUCAAUGGAAUCCUUCUCUGCUGCCAACAAUCCGUUUGGUGGAAGCAUUCCAGACACCUUAGGUCGUUGGAAAAGCUUAAGAAUAUUUUACUGUGGUAAUUGUAGCUUAUCUGGAACCAUCCCUCAUUCCAUUUAUAACCUCUCACUCCUAACUAAUAUUUCCUUGGCUGUGAAUCAGCUUACUGGUAGCCUUCCAUCAGCCUUAGGUGUAAUGCUCCCUCAUCUUCUAUUACUUCAAUUACGGGAUAACCAACUCACUGGUUCUCUUCCAUCCUCGAUAUCUAAUUGUUCGAAUUUAAGACGUCUUGAAGUGAGUGACAACAGUUUUAGUGGGAAGUUGACAAUCAACUUUGCAACACUAAAAGAUAUCAAUUUUAUAAACCUCGGUAAUAACAUGUAUAGAUUCCAUGAAGGGGAUGAUAUGAAGUUUAUUGAUACUUUGCAAAACUGCAGCAAAUUAGACAAGUUGGAUCUUAGUUAUUGCAACUUUCAGGGACAUCUGCCCGAAUCAAUUGGUAAUCUUUCUCAUCAACUCAGAUUCCUAAAUUUACGGGGAAAUCAUUUAUAUGGAAACCUCCCUUCAAGUAUAGGUAAUCUAGGAGGCUUGACCAUUUUAGCUUUAGACUAUAACCGAUUCACGGGAAAAAUCCCCUCCACCAUUGGUAAACUUAGAAAACUACAAAUUGGUGAUCUGUCUGACAACCAAUUUUCAGGGCCAAUUCCGGAUGCCAUUGGGAACUUAUCCUUGUUAAUUACACUUGAUUUAAGUACCAAUGGAUUGGAAUGGCUUGUUCCAUCAAGCCUAGGAAAUUGUCAUCAACUAUCAGAGUUGUACCUUGAUGAAAACAAACUCAGCGGCAACAUACCUAAACAACUUCUUCAACUUUCAUCUCUAAACAUAGCAUUAGGGCUUUCUCAAAAUAACAUGUCUGGGUCGCUUCCAAAAGAGGUUGGUGACCUCAAGAUGUUGACUUCUCUGGAUAUAUCUGAUAAUAGAUUUUCAGGUAACAUUCCUAGUAGCAUUGGUGGUUGCACUAGCCUUUUACUCUUAUCCCUCAAAGGUAACUUGUUCCAGGGGACUGUACCACCAUCAUUAGGUUUCUUGAGAGGUAUUUCAACACUCGAUCUUUCUAAUAAUAACUUAUCAGGCCAAAUUCCUCCAUUCUUGGAACGGUUGAAAGUAGUAGAAUACGUAAACUUAUCAUUUAAUGAUUUUGAGGGUGAAGUCCCAGGGAUAGGAGUGUUUGCUAAUGCAAGUGCAUUCUCUGUUUUGGGGAAUAGUAGGCUUUGUGGUGGCUUGGCUGAGCUUGGGUUGCUCAAAUGCAAGGAGAAAAAGAAACAUAACAAAAGGUUUCCUUUGUUCCUAGUAAUCAUUUUGAUUGCAUCCCCACUUUUCAUGGUAUUAUGUUUUGUGUAUGUUUGGUGCAAGAAAAAGAAGGGCCAACCGUCUCAAUCAUCAACGGACGAACGAUUCAUCAAAGUAUCAUACAAUCAACUUCUCAAGGCUACCAACAACUUCUCUGAAGCCAAUUUGAUUGGCAAGGGUGGCUUCAGCUCUGUAUACAAAGGAAUCCUUGAUCAUGAGGAUACUCUUGUCGCAGUCAAAGUUAUACAUCUUCAAAACCCAGGUGCUCACAAAAGUUUUAUAUCAGAAUGUGAAGCAUGGAAGAGUAUUCGACAUCGAAAUUUAUUGAAGAUAAUAACGUCAUGUUCAAGUGUUGACUUUCAAGGAAAUGACUUCAAAGCUCUCGUAUACGAGUUCAUGCCUAAUGGUAGUUUACAUGAUUGGCUGCAUUUACAUGCAAGCACAUCAAGACUGAACCUUCUUCAAAGAAUAAGUAUUCUUAUAGAUGUUGCAUCUGCACUUGAUUAUCUUCACAAUCACUGUCUACCAGCCAUUGUUCACUGUGACUUGAAGCCUAGCAACAUUCUACUCGAUGAUGACAUGGUGGCCCAUGUUGGAGACUUUGGUUUAGCUCGAUUUCUUGGAACAGAUACAAACCAAAACAGCACAAGUGGGAUCAGAGGAACAAUUGGGUAUGCAGCUCCAGAGUAUGGUGGUGGGAGUGAGAUGGCGAGUAGUGGGGAUGUCUACAGUUUUGGAAUACUAUUGUUGGAGGUGAUAACAGGGAAAAGGCCCACAGACAACAUCUUUACCGAAGGUCUUAACCUUCAUAAGUUUGAUUUCAUGGCCUUACUGGACCAUGUCACCGAUGUUGUUGCUGAUGACCUCGUACAUUUUCUUCAAGAAAAUGCUAUUGCUACACAAUGUACAUUAGAAAAUGCAAAGAAAACAGAGGAAUGUCUAUCUUCAAUUGUCAAGAUUGGAGUAUCGUGCUCUGUGGAUUCCCCACAACAACGAAUGAAUAUUGAAAAUGCUCUGCAUGAGUUGCGGCAUAUUCUGGAUACCCUUCAAAAUAUCUGA